Alligator mississippiensis (American alligator) is the source of this 1855-nucleotide messenger RNA. It is a transcript of the gene C15H11orf68, whose product is annotated as chromosome 15 C11orf68 homolog. The coding region runs from base 346 to 1071 and encodes 241 amino acids. The record is from RefSeq and is a predicted model, not a curated record. NCBI's taxonomy places the organism in Eukaryota, Metazoa, Chordata, Crocodylia, Alligatoridae. The transcript is spliced from 4 exons.
CCUUUCCGCCUCUGUCCAGACGUAACUUCCUGCUUCACCCUCCGUGCACCUCCGUGUCGGCUUCUGCCAUUUCCGGUUUCCCCCGUCCGACCCCCCCCGUUGCCUCCCCCCGGGCUCGGCCCCGCCCCCUCCCUCAAGAUGGCGGCGGCCGCGGGCCGCUGAGAGGGGCCAGGGCAGCACCAGGCAGCAGCCCCCUGCCCCGGCUCCCUUCUUCUGCCGCAGGGACAGCCCUGCUGCUAGCCAAUUAAUAGCUCGGUUAAUUGGCUUGUGGAUUCCCCCGACCAACGCUAAACGUACAACCGAGGAGCUAGCCCUGUGCUGUGCCUGCUCCAGGACCCAGCAGCUAUGUCAGACCAGGAUGAGGGCGACGGGGGCCGGGAUGGCCCCUUCUCAGCUGAGCAGCUGGCGGCCGAGUCAAUGGCAGCCGACAUGGACCCGUGGGUGGUGUUUGAUGCCCGGCGCACCCCUCGGGCCGAGUUUGAGGCAUGGCUGGCCACCUACCCGCCCUCCCGUGUGGCCCGCUAUGGCCCACGGCCCGUGGGCUGGAUUGCCGUGUAUGGUCCCGGCUACAGUCCUGAGGCGGGUGACGUGGUGGGCUUGCAGGAGGCGUGGGAGCGGCUGCAGCUGAGCGGCCGCUCCGUGACCCACACCACAGUGCGGGAGCUGGCCCUCAACCACGGCGUGCUCACGGGCAAGUGGCUCAUCCACCUGGACACAGGCUUCAAGGUGGACCACGCCUGGGCUGGUGUGGCCCGGGCCGUGCUGGACGGGCGCUUCACUGUGGCCAAGGUGAGCCCCUGCCACCCUGAUGGUGAACGGCGCCACGUGGUGUGUGUCUACACGGAUGACUUCACAGAUGAGGAGCAUGUGCUAGCUGCCGACGCUGCCAUCCGGGCUGCUGGCGUCAAGUGCCCGCUGGCCUACAAGCCCGAUGUCUACACCUACCUGGGCAUCUACCGCGACAACCGCUGGCGCCUCUGCCCUACCAUCUACGAGAGCCGCUUCGACCUGGAGUGCGUGCCCCGGCGCUCCCGCGUCCUCAACAAGGUUACCAAUGCCGAGGUCACUUAAGCAUUGUGGGGGGGCCCGGCCCCCCCCUUUGACUGUUCACCCCCCUGUCCCUGGACUGGAGUAAUGGGGUGAGGCUCUGUGUCCCAGCAUGCACUGCUCCUGUGGAGGGGGUGGGGGUCUUGUCCCCUUCUGCCUAUCUUGGACUAUCUGCCUCCCUGGACUGGAGCUGUGGGGCUGAGGUUAUUUAUCCCAGCAUGCACUGCUUCUGUGUGGGGUGUAGGGUCUUGCCCCUCCCUUAGAUUGUCUGCCCCCCUCACCUGAAGUGGGAGUGAGGCUACAUGUCACAGCAUGCACUGCUUGGGGGGGGGGGGGGUUUCUGGCCCUGCCUGGACUGGAGCAGUGUGUCCCACCAUGCAUUGCUCCUGUGGGGUCUGAUUCCCCUGAAUUGGAGCUGUGCGGCUGAGGUCCUGUAUCCCAGUAUUACACUGCUUCCUUAGGUGAGGAGGGGCUAGUAGGCAUGCCCCCAUGCACAGGCUGGGCUGGGGCUGGGGUGGAGACUACAAGUCCCAGCAUGCACUACUUCCCUGGCUCAGGGCCUGCUGGGAAGUGUGGUCCAGGAGCUCUGGCAGCUUAACUCUCUCAUGGCCCUGUACUGGAGGGGCUCUGCCCCCCACUUCACCCCACCCACUGUUUUUAAAGUGCCACAGCUCUUUGCCCCCUAGCAGGGGCUCUUUCUCAAGGUGCUGCCCCUUUCAUGCAGAGCCCUGCAGUGAGGCUGGUGCAGUGGCCCUUUAAAGCUCCAAGAGGUCACAAAGCUCAAUAAAAAUGACUCCUUUCCAGCCAA